UAUUUUGGUUUCCAAACCACAAACCAGUCUUCUUCAGCGGUUCUCCCUCUGCCUCUCCCUCUCACCACCGACUGUCACUACCACUGUCGCUGGCCACCGUCCAUCCCCACCGUCGCACGUCGCCACCGCCAUCGCCGAAAUCACCACCAACACUGCCGCAAAUCACAGAUAUAUGCUGUCUCCAUAACAAUUCGGAUUGUGCUUGGUUUUAUGCUCCUAGCAUUGAUAUGGGAAUACGAUUUCCCGCCUUUCAUGGUUCUGAUAAUAGCAAUAUUGAAUGAUGGGACCAUCAUGACAAUUUCAAAAGACAGGGUGAAGCCAUCUCCGAAACCUGACAGUUGGAAGCUUAAUGAAAUAUUUGCAACCGGUGUUGUCAUUGGCACUUAUCUUGCUUUAAUUACUGUCUUGUUUUACUGGGUUGUAGGAAGCACUUCUUUCUUUGAGAACCAUUUUGGUGUGGAGUCUCUAUCCAGUACUGAAGAAAUUUCAUCAGCUAUGUAUCUUCAAGUCAGCAUUAUCAGCCAAGCUCUUAUAUUUGUUACCCGCAGUCAAAGUUGGUCAUUUAUGGAGAGGCCUGGGAUUCUCCUGAUGUGUGCAUUUGUUGUGGCUUAAUUGGUAUGAGACCUUGUUACUGAAAGACUUUUACAAACUCGAGCUUUUCCACUAUCAAUUACUGCAAUAGUUGUUGAUCCAACAGAGAUGAAGUUAUUUUCUGGUGGUAUAGAUUACUAGUGGAUAUUUAUUUUUUGUAUACGGAGGACAUCAUUUUUGUAUGAUUAUCUGUUUGUAUAGAAUUAUUAUUUUGGGUUGGAUUAUAUUUGGUUUGUAUAGAAUUUGAUGU
Molecule: messenger RNA, 841 nt
Organism: Camellia sinensis
Lineage: Eukaryota; Viridiplantae; Streptophyta; Magnoliopsida; Ericales; Theaceae
Source: RefSeq, a predicted model, not a curated record